Trypanosoma theileri is the source of this 1893-nucleotide messenger RNA. RefSeq names its product glycosyltransferase. The transcript has a single exon. The coding region runs from base 1 to 1893 and encodes 630 amino acids. Gene Ontology annotation, molecular function: mannosyltransferase activity. Lineage: Eukaryota; Euglenozoa; Kinetoplastea; Trypanosomatida; Trypanosomatidae. The record is from RefSeq and is a predicted model, not a curated record. Gene Ontology annotation, cellular component: endoplasmic reticulum.
AUGUUGGAAGCCAUGUUUGAUUAUGACAAACUGGUAUGGACAAUAUUCUUUCCAGUCUUCUGUUCACUGGCCAUGUGGUUUUCAAUAGUAUUGGCGCUUCUAUUACGCUCAGAUGCUGGUUGCGCGAGGCGAGAAACUGCUCGACGGACCAUUCUUGAUAUUGAGCAUUCUGGGAUGCCAGUUCCUGCUUCCUUUCAUAGGUACACAAAGGCAGUAUUACGCCGCGCUAUUGUUGUCGUGGGUGGAGACUUUGCUAGAUCACCCCGCAUGCAGUAUCACGCUGCUAGUUUGGCAAAAAGUGGGAUGUUUGAUGAGGUUGUUUUGGUGGGAUUUGAUAUGGGAAAUACGCUUAUUCAUUCUCUAGAGUCUAUGCGUUCUAGUUCUACGGAUACGGAUUUUAUUUAUCUUAGAGAGCAUGAUCCUCCUAGAGAGGAAUAUAGUUGCAUCAUUGAUACAAGUUGCUUAAUACCACCAAUAACUCCUCCUCCUUUUUUUCGUUUUCUUUUUCCUCAUCCACGUCUUUAUUGGGUGAUGUCAACAUUAUAUCGUAUGUCUAUCUGUGCUGUUGUUUUUGCUUGGUUGAUUAUCCGUGCCUCCUUAAUGGUGGUUAAUAAACAUGGUCAACUACUUUUAGCUGAUCUUAUUUUGGUACAAUUACCCCCAGCUGUGCCUUUUGUUCCUAUUAUAAAAUACCUUGUUCGCCCUUGCGUAUUAAUAGUAAAUACAAUACUGUACUAUUGCUUUAUAAUACCUGCUUCAUGGAUGAAGAAAACUGCAUUCAGUGAAAUACAUGAAGGAUUAAAACUUCAACAAGAAUUAAAAGAGAAUAAAAAUAGAAAAACUUCUUCACGGUUGGUAAUGUGUCCUGCUCUAAUUGUGGAUUGGCACAAUUUUGGAUUUACAAUUAUGCAAAAUGAUGGUAGACCUUCUAUAAUGGUUUGGAUCUAUCGCUUCUUUGAGUGUAAUUUAUGCAUUGGAAAUGGUAAUGUGACUGUUAGCCAAGCUAUGCGAACAGCUCUUUGCCAAAGAGAAGAAAAUAAUGCAAGUAAAGAAAUAGAUUUUAAAUCUAAAAAAAAUCAAGUUGUGGUGUUGUAUGAUACAGCUCCAUCUUUUUUUGGUCCUUGCUCACGAAGUCAAUUUGUGGAAGAAGUAUUGACACCCAUGCUACAAUUAACUUCUACUAGUCGUAAAGAAGUUAUGGGGUUAUCUCCCCCACCUGCAUUUAUUCUAAAUGAUAGUGUGAAGGAAGAAGAUUCUUCUUUGGGUAAUACUGGGCGUAAAGGAUUAUUUAUGAUUGCAUCUACCAGCUGGACACCAGAUGAUGAUUACACUAUGGUAAUAGACGCAUUGGUGCGAAUUGAUAAACGUUUACAAAAACAACUUCAAGAAGAAGGUGGUAAGACUCUAUUACAUCCUGUGCGGUCUAUUUGGCUUCUCGUAACUGGUAAAGGUAUCUCACGGGAACGUUUUGAAAAGGCCGUUAUUGCUGCUCAUUUAUCACCUUUAGUAAUGAUCACAACGGUAUACUUUCAAUCGUAUCAACACUAUGCCAUGGCGCUUGGUGCGGCGGAUGUGGGUCUCUGCAUGCAUCGUUCCUCCAGUGGACUUGACUUGCCGAUGAAGGCGGUGGACAUGUUGGGAUCUGGUCUCCCAGUGGUCGCCCUCCGCUACGAUGCCCUCAGUGAAUUGCUCGAUAAACAACACGGUUGGCUCUUUAGCAACGCAGAGGAGUUGGAACACAUCAUUUGGCAUUAUCUUCUCUCUUAUAAUACCGCUUCCAAUAAAGAAGAGUCUUUGGAAAUAAAAAGACGUCACGUAAUGGAAAGCCGACGUGAAACAUGGGAUGACAAAUGGAAUUCGGCUGUACUUCCUCUCUUGCAGAGGUUACUCUGA